This is a messenger RNA of Racocetra persica, 237 nucleotides long. The record is from the annotation of a GenBank genome assembly. Lineage: Eukaryota; Fungi; Glomeromycota; Glomeromycetes; Diversisporales; Gigasporaceae.
AUGAGUAAUGAAAAUACUAAAGCAUCGAAGGAAGGCCAAGGCGAUGAAGAAACAAAAAAAGCACCAAAGCGACAAAGGAAGCACCAAAGUGACAAAAGUGACGAAGGAAGCACCAAAAAUGAUGAAAGAAGCUCCAAAAGUGAUGAAGAAAGCACCAAACGUGAUGAAGAAAGUAACAAAAGUGACGGAGAAAGGAUGUUAAUUUGGUCUGAUCCAGAUCAUAAGAUCAAUGAUUGA